AUGUCAUAUGAGUCACAGUUACAGAGUCACACAAGGCCAGAUGAUUGGGAAGGUCGUUUAAGGAGCCAGGAUAGGACGCUGGCUGUGCUGUUGGAGCAGGCUCUCAGAAUCAAAGCGGAGGUGGCAGCCGGUCUGCAGUCCAACCAUGGCUCUGUCCAAACCAAAUCACUCUCCCGCAAGCUGUUGGAGAGACACAUACUCAUCAUUCCACGUAUUGUUAAACAGCUCAGCAUGCGCAUGCAGGCAUUAGAGAACGAGAUGGCUCAGCGGGACUCUGUUACCUCUGGAAUGGCACUAGUUGUUCAAAACCUGGACCAGAAAAACACAGUUGGCAUUGGAGAUCUGAGAGGACGAGUAGCCAGGUGUGAUUCCAACAUUGCCAAACUGAGUGCUGACGUGAGCUCUGGAGAGCAGCAGGUGAUCAGACUGCAGUGGGAGGUUCAAGAGCUCAGGAAAGCUGUGAAUGGAGAGCUCAAAGAGCUGGAAGACAAGAUUCAUAAUGACCUUAAAAGACUGGAAGCCUCAUUGACAAAGGAUUCCAAGGACCAAAAACGCUUGAUGUCUGAUCUGCAUAGACAAGUCAAGCUACUAGAAGAGAGGAUGUCAGGAGAGCUUGAGGAGGGCAAGGAGCAAAUAGAGAAGUUGAGAAAGUGGACCGAACAGCAGCUCACACAUUCUUUCCAGUCACAUGCAGAGGACAACCAGGAGCAAGUGUCACUAUUACAAGACAAAAUGUUUGAGUUAGUGUCUAGAUUAACUGACCGCCAGCUUGCUCUGGAGGCACGAGCGGAGAAGUUUGACACCCAGUGGAACGAGGCUGACUGCACUCACUAUGAUCAGCUGAAACGCUCAGAAGGUAAACUCAGCAGAAGAAUAACCUCAGUGGAGAACAGGCUUCAUCAGAAGCUGCAGCUGCUCAAACAGGAAUACCACAAAGGGUUCCUGUCUGUGCAUGAUGCAAUUGAAUCACUGAGGCAGAUAUGUGACAUCAAAUCCCGCCUUGACAAGGAGAAGCUUCAGAAGGAUAUCAGGCACAUCUGCAGUAAGGUGACGGAGCUCAAGUGCUAGUGACUUUAGCUGAAGAGGAACUGAUUUCUGACUGUCACACCCAUCUUGAAGCAACAG
This is a messenger RNA of Archocentrus centrarchus (flier cichlid), 1125 nucleotides long. RefSeq names its product family with sequence similarity 81 member B (gene fam81b). The record is from RefSeq and is a predicted model, not a curated record. Bases 1 to 1068 code for a protein of 355 amino acids. The transcript has 8 exons. Lineage: Eukaryota; Metazoa; Chordata; Actinopteri; Cichliformes; Cichlidae.